Molecule: messenger RNA, 817 nt
Organism: Anopheles funestus (African malaria mosquito)
Lineage: Eukaryota; Metazoa; Arthropoda; Insecta; Diptera; Culicidae
Product: transmembrane protease serine 9-like
Exons: 4
Coding region: 2-817 (271 amino acids)
Biological process (GO): proteolysis
Molecular function (GO): serine-type endopeptidase activity
Source: RefSeq, a predicted model, not a curated record
GAUGGCACCAUGCGUGGUGCUUUUACCAUUGCUACUGGCAGGUUUAAUUUCUUUUCAACCCAUCGGUGCCAUCGUACGAGGUGAAACUGAUCGUAGUCGGAAGCUGACGUUUCCAUUUGCCGUAUCGCUGCAGCUAGCCGACGACGAUAGGUCCCACUUUUGUGGUGGCACGCAUCUGGGAGAAGGAUGGAUACUGACCGCGGCACACUGCAUUAUUUCGCUAAAAAAGGGCAAUCUUACACAAAUCUUCGCACAGAUAGGUGGACACAAUCUGAACGAUAGUAGUGCCGAUCGUUACCCAAUCGUCGAGACACACAUUUUACGCAGCUACAAUCCUGUAACGAUGGUGGGCGAUAUUGCAAUGUUGCGUGCCGCUCUACCCAUCGCACGUAAGUUUCAAUCCGAUCCACAGGCACCGUUGCGCCUUCCGGACGAUAGCUACCAUACAGCGAUUAACGGUGAGCAGUGUUACAUCUUCGGAUAUGGGUCCGAUUCGUACGAUGGACCGAUCAGCAGAUCGCUUCACUAUGGCACAGUGUUGGCACUCGAUCUGGACAGUUGCAUUGGAAUGAUGGGUGCCGUCGUAGCACCGCCACCCGACUCUGGAAUGUUUUGUGCCAUCGGACGGUCCGAUGCUUGUAAGGGUGAUUCCGGUGGAGGAUACGUUUGCCGUGGGCCAUUUUCUACCCAGUUUGUGUUGCGUGGCAUAAUAUCGUAUGGUGUCGGUUGUGGUGCACCGGGAACGCCUGGCGUUUACACGGACGUCGGUUACUAUUUGCAGCACUAUCCGAUCGGUACCAUUAUUGGUUUUUCUUAA